Molecule: messenger RNA, 2318 nt
Organism: Notolabrus celidotus (New Zealand spotty)
Lineage: Eukaryota; Metazoa; Chordata; Actinopteri; Labriformes; Labridae
Gene: rbms1b
Product: RNA-binding motif, single-stranded-interacting protein 1
Exons: 14
Coding region: 266-1450 (394 amino acids)
Cellular component (GO): cytosol; ribonucleoprotein complex; nucleus
Molecular function (GO): poly(U) RNA binding; poly(A) binding; mRNA 3'-UTR binding
Source: RefSeq, a predicted model, not a curated record
CUGACUGCAAAUCAAUGAAGCCAGUCAAACAAACGGGGCUGGGCAAUCGAAGUUGGGACAAUUUACGGAGGUUUCUGUUGCCGGAUAGUCGCCAUCAACAAGGAUAUGAAUACAGCUGAUAUGAAUAAAAAGCUAUUUUUGUGUCCUUCCAAGGAGUAAAGAGAAUAUACAUGUAGAUUUGCUUCUUCCUAUUCGAGGACUUUCAUGUAUUUCUGUCGUAAAUUGUAUCUGAACUGAAAAACUACCCUCUUCUUUGGAACUGAGGAUGAUUUUUGCUAAUACUGGACACCCACUGAGGACACCGUAUCGCAAACAGCCACUUGCUGCCCCAUCGUCACACCCCAUGGCUCCACCCAGCCCCAGCACCAACAGCAGCACCAACAACAGCAGCAGCAGCAGCACUGCAGGCUGGGACCAGCUCAGCAAAACAAACCUCUACAUCCGUGGCUUGUCCCCUUCAACCACAGACCAUGAUCUGGUCAAGCUCUGUCAGCCGUAUGGCAAAAUUGUGUCAACAAAGGCCAUCCUGGACAAGACUACAAACAAAUGCAAAGGGUACGGCUUUGUGGACUUUGACAGCCCCGCUGCUGCUCAGAAAGCUGUAGCUGCCCUAAAGACCACUGGUGUCCAAGCUCAGAUGGCAAAGCAACAAGAACAAGACCCGACAAACCUGUACAUCUCCAACUUGCCAUUGUCUAUGGAUGAGCAGGAGCUGGAGAACAUGUUAAAGCACUUUGGCCAGGUCAUAUCCACACGCAUCCUGAGGGACUCCAGUGGAGGCAGCAGAGGAGUGGGCUUUGCAAGGAUGGAGUCAACUGAAAAAUGUGAUGCAGUAAUUUCUCACUUCAAUGGAAAGUUUAUCAAGACACCUGCAGGUGUUCCAGCACCAUCUGAACCCUUGCUGUGCAAGUUUGCUGAUGGCGGACAGAAAAAGAGGCAAAGUCAGAAUAAAUUUUCCCUGAAUGGUCGGGGGUGGGGUAGAGACAGCGACUCUAGACUGGCUGGAAUGACACUCACAUACGACCCCAGUGCAGCUGCUCUGCAAAAUGGAUUUUUCCCACCAGCGUACAGUAUUUCAAACAGGAUGAUCGCCCAAACGUCCAUGUCUCCUUACAUGUCUCCGGUUUCAACAUACCAGGUGCAGAACCCAUCGUGGGUGCCUCAUCAACCCUACAUAAUGCAGCACCCAGGUACAGUACUAUCGCCCUCUAUGGACCCAUCUAUGUCACUACAGCCCACUUCGAUGAUGGCCCCACUCUCACAACAGAUGAGUCACCUCUCUCUGGGCAGUGCAGGAACGUUCAUGGCCGCCAACACAGCUAUGCAAGGAGCAUAUAUCCCCCAGUAUGCACACAUGCAGACAUCAAGUAUUCCCGUAGAGGAAAAUGGUGCACAGUCACAAGUGGACUCUGGCAAUCAUUCCCCGUAUUCCUACCAACAAAGCAAGUAGCGCCGAGGUCGGGUUUGCAGGUCCAGCCCGCCCUUCCAGACCAAAAGCCACGCUCAGGAGCUGGCCACAUACAGCUGUUUCCUUAUAGGUUGUUUUGAAUACUUUUUUAUUUUCUUCAAACCUAUUUUUUAUGAUGUAUUAUUGUUACCAUUAGGGGGUCGAGAAAAUGUUUCCAUUCAUGUUCACAAAUUCAGUUUUUAAUUAUGAAAGUGCUGCGGCUUAUACAGCAAUAGAGCCCAGGGGGUGAUCUCAGAUCUUUAAGACCAACAAUGACAACAAAGCGUGGGGGUGUUCAUUGGGUCUGCGCUCCUUUAAACAAACAUGUUUGUUGCUUUGUCUUGGGUCUAGACUAGCUCGCAGCACCCUUCCCCCUCUGUAGUCCAACAAAUGUAAAGGGCCUCUGUGAUUAUACUUGAGAUUUUCCAUGUAAUGCCUGAGACUGAGAAGUAAUACUGUCUUAUGAGGUUAAUGCUGCUAGUGGUGUCUGAACCAAGUGCCAUAGUAUCUGGGUCAAGAGUUGCAGAGGUUGCAUCAAAGAAAAGUUGCUCAUAUAGGUAACCACCAUGUUGAACAGUCAUUAAGUUAUAAGAAAUAUUUCUAAUUUAUGAAGAUGUUUUUUUUUUGUACAGACAACUUGAGGAAAUAAGAGAUUUUCAUAGAGCUAUAUGAAAGUUAUUGUUUUUAUUUUUAUUUUUACUUGUGCCACACGAUUGCCAGUGGUAACUAUGUACAGUUUAAUAAACCUUCCUCUGUUUUUUCUUUUUUUGUAGUGUUUGUUAAAGCCAAAGACAUUUUUUUUCAGUAGACUGUUGCCUAAGGUUAAUUCUUUCAUUUCUUUGACAUUUUUGAAUAAACAUUUUCAACUUUU